UCCAAUGGAUGAUAUUAAAAAAGGGAAAUCUCAAAUCUGUCCGAACCGCAGUUAUUUUAAACCCAGACAUCCCGUGUCUGGAAGCCCGUUUUUUUUCUUUAUCACCAUAUUUUUUUUUUCCCUUUCUCUCGAAACCAGCGACGCUCGACGGGUUAACCGAAUUACGUCUAUUCCGUGAUAUUUGUUGGACAUGUUUAGAACAUUUGCUUCUCGCGUUGUAAAUUCUCGCCUCGCUGCCGCUACCGCUACCAAGCGAACGGUACCUGUUCUUCGUUCCUACAGUACCCAAAAGCCCAAGCAAGGUGGCGCACCCAGUGUUCCCGCCAUGUUGGCUGUGGCCUCCAUGGGUUUCGGUGCUUACUAUAUGAUUGUCAAAUCCAGAGAAGGCCAGCCCCAUCCCGGUCGACAGAAGAAAGAAUCCGUUCAGAAAAAGGAAGAAACGCCCAAGGAGGAAGCUAAGCAAGAAAAGGCCAGUCAAAUGGAAGAGACUAUGAAGCAGGAAGCUGCCAAACAGUUGGAGACGGACAUUCCUGCAUUCAAACCUGAUGAAGUGACCGUCGUGUUCGUUUUAGGUGGUCCUGGAGCUGGCAAGGGCACUCAAUGUGAAAAUUUGAAGAAGGAUUAUGGUUUUGUCCAUUUGUCAGCGGGUGAUUUGUUACGCGCAGAGCAGAAGCGUCCCGGAUCCAAGUAUGGUGAAUUGAUCAAUUACUACAUCAAGGAAGGCUUGAUUGUGCCUAUGGAAGUCACCAUUGCUUUAUUGGAGCAAGCCAUGAAGGAAGAAUACAAGAACAAUAAUACCCGCUUCCUUGUGGAUGGCUUCCCUCGCAAGAUGGAUCAGGCAAUCAAGUUUGAAGAAGUGGUUGUGCCUUCAAAAAUGGUGCUGUACUUUGAAUGUCCCGAGGAAGUGAUGUUGAAACGUUUGUUGAAGCGCGGUGAAAGCUCUGGCAGAGCGGACGACAAUAUCGAAUCUAUCAAGAAACGUUUCCGAGUAUUCAAGGAUACCAGUUUCCCCGUGAUCGAAGCCUAUGAAAAACAAAACAAGGUCACCACGGUGAGCUGCGAUAUGCCUGUUGACCAAGUGUAUCAAGAGGUGAAAGUUGCAUUUGACAAGAUGUUUGCCAAGCAGCAAUAGACAAUAGACGGCCCCCCACCGGGGAGAAAAUCAGUUAAAUUAAAUAACAACACGUCAAGCAUCAUUAUUUUUUUCGUCUUGAUAUUCAAAAAUGAUGGCCGCCACUACUUUUUUG
Molecule: messenger RNA, 1247 nt
Organism: Radiomyces spectabilis
Lineage: Eukaryota; Fungi; Mucoromycota; Mucoromycetes; Mucorales; Radiomycetaceae
Product: adenylate kinase-domain-containing protein
Exons: 5
Coding region: 191-1132 (313 amino acids)
Biological process (GO): 'de novo' pyrimidine nucleobase biosynthetic process; UDP biosynthetic process; CDP biosynthetic process
Cellular component (GO): cytoplasm; nucleus
Molecular function (GO): UMP kinase activity; ATP binding
Source: RefSeq, a predicted model, not a curated record